Messenger RNA from Colossoma macropomum (tambaqui), 2243 nucleotides. It is a transcript of the gene tbc1d19, whose product is annotated as TBC1 domain family, member 19. The record is from RefSeq and is a predicted model, not a curated record. The coding region runs from base 91 to 1662 and encodes 523 amino acids. The transcript has 21 exons. Lineage: Eukaryota; Metazoa; Chordata; Actinopteri; Characiformes; Serrasalmidae.
GAUACGGUGCUUCAUCACUAGAUGCUAAGCUGCCAAAUGAUACUAAGAAAUAACUCGUAGGAGCCUGUUUGACCACACUAACCAUUUAUAAUGAUGGACGAGGGAACAGAGCUUUCUGUCACAAUCGCCCAGAUUGUCCAGCGGCUGAAAGGAGCUCAUUUACACUCACAGCUGGAGAAACAAGCCAGAGAAUGUUUACACAGACCGGAGAUCAAACUAGAGUCCCUAAAAGAAGAUGUGCGGAAUUUCCUCAGGUCUUCAGGUUGGGAGAGAAAGUUGCAGAACGCAGUCUACAGAGAGCUGCACAUUUUGCCUCCUCCUGGGCACCCUGCAGCUCCCCCUGAGCACACUAAAGAGCCCCUGGCGUACAUGCGCAAGGCCCAGGCAAGCUGGGAGAAGCGGAUUCUGAAGAGUUUGAACAGUAUGUGCACUGAGUUGGGUGUUCCACUGGCCCGGAAGAGGCCCAUUUCAGAGCAGAAGGAGCUGACGAACAAAUGGAAUGAGAUGGGCACUGAUGAACCAGAUCUAAGCAAGUUUAGGCCUGUCUAUGCACCCAAAGAUUUCCUAGAGGUGUUGAUCAGUCUGAGGAACCCCAAUCAUGACUGCAGAGAGGGGCUCACUGCCAGGAGCCACUGGGGCCUUAUUCAGAUCUCCCUCAAUGUCCGUGAUAUUCCACAGAUGAGAGAGGCUUAUCCAGAACUCAGUCUGACAUGCUGCCAGCUCGGCAUAGAUGAUCACGCACACAUUCCCCCAGAUUUGUUUGAAAGCGAACACAUUCGUAUCGGGAAGAAAGUGGUGAGUGAGCAGGACAGUGCGGCGGCUCAGCAGUACAGCAGGCAGGGGUGUCCCACUGGCCUCAGAGCUCAGCUAUGGGCUCUAAUCCUCAACGCUACUAACGAACCUGAGGACAUCAUGCAUUAUGAGCAACUGAAGGCUGCAGUUAUACACCAUGACCUGCUGGUGGACAAUCUAAUUUAUAAGGAUGUGAAGCUGACUGCAAGUAAUGAUGACUAUUACUUUGUGUUUGAAGACUUUCUGUAUCAGGUCCUGCUGUGCUUCUCUCGAGACACUGCUGUUUUGGAGCAUUUCAGCUACAAUAGUGCCACCCCUCCUAAAUCCUACAUUCAGGGCAAGACUGGUGCAGAGGAGUUUGCUGUAGUCUACCCUCCAAACGGUGUUAUCCCCUUCCAUGGCUUCUCAAUGUAUGUGGCUCCUCUGUGUUUCUUGUACAAUGAGCCGUCUAAGCUGUAUAGUGUAUUCAGGGAGAUGUAUGUGCGCUACUUCUUCAGAUUGCACUCCAUAUCCUCCUCACCCUCGGGUAUAGUUUCUCUUUGUUUGCAGUUUGAGAGGCUACUGCAAAGCCAUCUUCCUCAGCUCUUUUAUCAUCUACAAAAGAUUGGAGCUCAACCAUUGCGGAUCGCCUUCAAGUGGAUGGUUCGGGCUUUCUCAGGGUACCUUUCCACUGACCAGCUGUUGUUGCUAUGGGACCGUGUCCUAGGUUAUGAUUCCUUAGAGAUAGUUGCAGUCUUGGCGGCCGCCGUCUUCGCCUUCCGAGCCGAAAAUCUGAUGGAGGUGACAUCACUGGCUUCAGCUGAGGCCGUCCUUGCUGACCUCUCAACCCUAAAGGUCAUGCCUCUCCUGCAGAUUUUCCUCUUUGCUUAGGUCAUGUGCAUGUGGGUGCUGCCUCCGUGCGGUCUGCCAAGCUGUGCCCAUGCCAACUAAGUCAUUUGCAGCAAACCUUUCAAAUAUAACAGGAUAACUUUAUGAAAACAUAACAGAACAGAAACAACGUUCUGCACGCUACCAAAACAGAAGCUUGACUUUAUUUUUAAAUCAGGCGUCAUGUCAGUCAGGCCAACAAGUACCUUAUUAGGCUGUUUUACAGGAUUUAAUAGAUUCUUUAGAUAUGUGAAUUGUGUCAAAUUGCACACAUAAGUAUUAGUUAUAAGUACAGUAAAAAAACUAAUUGAACUCAGAUACAUUUAUAUGAUGAAAAUGCCACCUUUGCCAAUUCAUUAUUUAUAACUGAUAUGCUUAAAUAUUGUUUCCUUUUUAAAAAUAUCCUACAAAGAUAUGCCUUAUCCAGCAAUGUAGUAUUAAUAUCCUAAGCUAAAUGGAAAAAGAAUGCUAUAAUACAUAGUACAGUCUUAAAGCAUUUGGGAGUGAAAUGCAUGUACUUUAACAUCCCAGUUGCAGUAAUUAAGUACAGUUACAAGCUGGCCUGUGUCACUUUAUGACUGAUU